CUUUCUUCAAAGCAACACAUUGUCAAUUUGCCGCAUUUGAAUUCAUAUAAGGUACUUCUCUCCGUACCCCAUUCUUGCCAGAGUCAUAAACUCUUACGUCGACUGAGAAAUAGUUAUUACUAUUUUGUUAUGAUUAGUAUGAUGAGCUCUGCACAAAUGUGCAAACAAGUAUGGCCAAAUUUGCUACAAUUUCGAAAUUUUCUUCAAAAGGACAAGGUUGUGGUGGUCAUGGGAGUCACCGGUGCCGGAAAAUCAAGACUCUCUAUAGACAUAGCCACUCAAUUCAAUGGAGAAAUAGUAAAUUGCGACAAAAUACAAGUGUACAAAGGUCUUGAUAUCGCGACUAACAAAAUAACAGAAGAAGAACGUUGCGGUAUACCACAUCAUCUUCUAGGUGUAAUUGAUCCUUACAAAGAAUUCACCACUAAAAACUUCUGCAACAUGGCUUCAUGUACUGUUAAUUCUAUAACCAACCGCGAGAAACUUCCUAUCAUCGUUGGAGGAUCAAAUUCGUUCAUCGAGGCAUUUGUCCACAACAAUUUUAGUACGAGGUACGAUUUUUGUUUCCUAUGGGUUGAUGCGUCUAUGAACGUGCUAAAUUCGUUCUUAUACGAACGAGUAGACAAAAUGGUCGAUCAAGGAAUGGUGGAUGAGGUAAGAAAAAUAUUCAAUCCAAAAAACACAGAUUACACCAAAGGCAUACGUAAAGCCAUUGGUGUCCCGGAAUUUGACAGUUACUUUCGUGCUGAACUAUCAAAUUCCAUGGACAAGCAGACUCGCGAGAGGCUGCUAAAGGAAGCAAUUAAUGAAGUGAAGAUCAAUAAUUGUAUACUAGCAAGUAAACAAUUAGAUAAAAUAAAACGAUUAAUCAACGUUAAAGGAUGGAAAAUCCAUCGAUUAGAUGCAACCGAAGUUUUUCGAAAACAGAGAAAAGCAGAGGAAGAAGACGCGGAGGAAAUAUGGAAGAAUAUGGUGAUGGGACAGAGCAGAAAGAUUGUGGCGAAAUUUUUAUACGAAAAUUAUAGGAAUUCAAUGGUUUAUAAAACUGAUGGGACAGCCAUUGCAUCAUCAGUCAUAGCAGCCGCAUCUCACUAUUAAAAAAUUAACGAGUCAAAAACACUUAAAUUAUUAUUAUUUUUCCCCAUUUCAUUUCUCAACUAUACAUUAUUCCAUUUAUCGACUUAAACUAUCACUCAUUUGUAUUAAAAUACACCUCGAUGCUGAGUUGGCCUACACACGUCUGCUCAGCAUUGAGGCGUAUUUUUAAUACAAUGGUAGUGAUAGUUUAGACAUGUAAAGGAAAUAAUUAGAUAUUUGAGGUAUGAAACUUACGAAGAAAAUGAUAAUUAAGGUGUGUUUUUAACGAUUAAUUUAAAAAAAAAAAAAGUUUGUGUGCAUGCAUUAAUCUGAAGACUUUUUUUGUACCUUAGUUGAGCAUGAUCACCAUUUUUGGGAGAUAACAUUCAUAUAUGUCCACUACCAGCUAGCUAUUUAGCAAUCAUAUAUUGUUUAUUUUAUUUUUCACUGAUCACUAUUGUAACUACAUAAGACUGUAACACUUUUGCUACAAUAAUAAUUGA
Messenger RNA from Solanum dulcamara, 1580 nucleotides. RefSeq names its product adenylate isopentenyltransferase 3, chloroplastic. Gene Ontology annotation, cellular component: mitochondrion. The transcript has a single exon. The record is from RefSeq and is a predicted model, not a curated record. The coding region runs from base 130 to 1098 and encodes 322 amino acids. Gene Ontology annotation, molecular function: tRNA dimethylallyltransferase activity. NCBI's taxonomy places the organism in Eukaryota, Viridiplantae, Streptophyta, Magnoliopsida, Solanales, Solanaceae. Gene Ontology annotation, biological process: cytokinin biosynthetic process; tRNA modification.